AUGACAUCUUACCUGCUCCAGGAACAGCCAUGCUGGUAUAACAAGCCUUGCAUUGGCUUGGAUGCCAUCAAUGAUGCCAUGUUGUUGGAAGCCUAUAUCUACCCUGAGAUUGGUCAAAACCUUGAUCUUAUCAUAGUUCCUAAGGGCAAAGUUGAUGUUACAAGAUUCACUGAGCAGAGAUAUAAGACAAUUGUCAAAUACAAGAUGGCUUUCUAUUCCUUCUACUUACUGUUCGCUGCUGCUAUGUUCAUGGCAGGUAUAGAUGGGGAGAAAGAACAUGCCAAUGCCAAGAACAUCCUUCUGGAGAUGGGGGAAUUUUUUCAUAUAGAGGAUGAUUACCUUGACCUUUUUGGUGACCCCAUUGUGACUGGCAAAAUUGGUACUGACACCCAGGACAACACAUGCAGCUGGCUGGUGGUGAAGCACCUUCAGCUGGCAUCAUCUGAGCAAAGAAAGAUGUUGCAGGAGAGUUAUGGACAGAAAGGUCCAGAGAAGGUUGCCAAAGUGAAGGAACUGUAUGAGGAACUUGAAUUGCCUACUUAUUUCACCAAGUUUGAAGAAGAAAGGUACAGUAGACUGAUGCAGCUCAUUGAGAAGCAUUCAUGCCUCCUUUCCCAUCUAUCUUCUUAG
This is a messenger RNA of Trichosurus vulpecula (common brushtail), 630 nucleotides long. RefSeq names its product farnesyl pyrophosphate synthase-like. Gene Ontology annotation, biological process: trans, trans-farnesyl diphosphate biosynthetic process. The coding region runs from base 1 to 630 and encodes 209 amino acids. The transcript has a single exon. The record is from RefSeq and is a predicted model, not a curated record. Gene Ontology annotation, cellular component: cytoplasm. NCBI's taxonomy places the organism in Eukaryota, Metazoa, Chordata, Mammalia, Diprotodontia, Phalangeridae. Gene Ontology annotation, molecular function: (2E,6E)-farnesyl diphosphate synthase activity; dimethylallyltranstransferase activity.